Messenger RNA from Mustela lutreola (European mink), 4536 nucleotides. It is a transcript of the gene SLC25A21, whose product is annotated as solute carrier family 25 member 21. Bases 677 to 1486 code for a protein of 269 amino acids. The record is from RefSeq and is a predicted model, not a curated record. Gene Ontology annotation, biological process: transmembrane transport. NCBI's taxonomy places the organism in Eukaryota, Metazoa, Chordata, Mammalia, Carnivora, Mustelidae. The transcript is spliced from 11 exons.
CUAACUCCGAAGGACGCAUUCACCUGUCCGGCCUUGAGAACCUCCCAGAGCGCUGGCUUGCGGGGAGGGCAAGGGUCGCCCCAGCGCCGCUGCAAGGCCAGGCUCGCUUUUUUGCAAGCUUUAUCAGAGGCCGCCCGUCCAGCUAGACAAACUGCAGGAGAGUCCUGAUAGGGAAGCGCGUGGGCGCCAAUCUAGAAGACCAAACCCGACCCACCGCGGGCGGCCCACCCAACCCCAUCCGGGAGUCUUCUCUCCGCCAGGGUCCUUCUUGGAGCCCACGAAGCCUAGCAGGGGUGACAGAGAGCCCCUCGAAGGGGUGCAGCGGGCAGGUGCCGACCCGCCGGAGAUCACGCAGCGAGCCUGCGCCUUGAGCCGCCACCUCCGAGCAGUCGCCGGAUUGCCGCUUCCCCGGGAGCCACUUGGCGCUAGGACCUACCCAGAGUCGGCUCGGUCCGGAUCCGAGGAAUUCCUAAGGCCCGCACAGAGGCCGGCGAGCUCGCCCACUCCUCGCGGCCCACUCCCUCCUGCCCCGCUAGUGAAGAUGUCCGCCAAGCCCGACGCCGGCUUCGUGAAAGAGGCUUCACGCCAGAUCCUGGCCGGUGGUUCCGCUGCAUCCCUCCUUAAUUCCAAGGAAAAGCAUUAAGACUGCCAUUGGGGUCUUGUAGAAAUUUGCCUGAUGCACCCCCUCGAUGUGGUGAAAACCAGGUUCCAGAUUCAGAGAUGUGCAACUGAUCCAAACAGUUAUAAAAGCUUGGGAGACAGCUUUCGAACAAUUUUCCAAAUAGAAGGAUUGUUUGGUUUCUACAAGGGGAUUCUGCCACCAAUCUUGGCUGAAACACCAAAAAGAGCAGUGAAGUUUUUCACCUUUGAGCAGUACAAGAAAUUGCUAGGAUACAUGUCACUGUCGCCAGCAUUGACGUUUGCCAUUGCUGGAUUAGGAUCUGGACUCACAGAAGCUAUCGUGGUUAACCCUUUUGAGGUAGUAAAAGUUGGCUUGCAAGCGAAUCGGAACAAAUUUACGGAGCAACCAUCCACGAUGAGUUAUGCAAGACACAUCAUUAAGAAGGAAGGGUUGGGACUCCAGGGCCUCAACAAAGGAUUUACAGCAACUUUGGGACGUCACGGAGUUUUCAACAUGGUUUAUUUUGGCUUCUACUACAAUGUCAAAAACAUUAUUCCUGUCAAUAAGGAUCCAACCUUGGAGUUUUUGAGAAAAUUUGGGAUUGGUCUUCUCUCAGGCACAAUAGCCUCAGUCAUUAACAUCCCUUUUGAUGUUGCCAAAAGUAGGAUUCAAGGGCCUCAGCCAGUUCCUGGAGAGAUCAAGUACAGAACCUGUUUUCAAACAAUGGCAACAGUCUACCGGGAAGAAGGGAUUUUCGCUUUGUACAAAGGCCUGCUUCCCAAGAUUAUGAGGCUUGGACCAGGUGGUGCAGUGAUGUUGCUGGUUUAUGAAUACACCUAUUUAUGGCUUCAGGAGAACUGGUGAUUGCCUAGCAAGUGUUGAGAUCAUGGGUAUUUGCUCUACAGCACCAUAAGGAGAGACUAUCAGCUCAGUUGAUAUGAUUGUAAAUUAUAAUUAUACAAAUACGUAGAGUCAUUAAGGGGAAAUAAUUUAAUCAAGAACAAAACCUAUUUUGACACUUCAGAAAUUCUCUCUAGACAAUUUGAGACUGGUUUUGGCCAUAUCCAUAAAUCUGUGAGAACAAAAAUAGUAUGAAGUAAUGAGGUAUGUAAAUUGAAUAUAGAAAAUAGCAUAGAAAUUAGAUAUAUUUCAUAAAAGCUAUAUAAAUCUCAUGCUCUGUAUUCCUCUUACACUGAUUCACAGUGAAAAUCCAUUGUAUUGAUAAUUUUUUCCCAUGAGGUCAAGAAAUGCUUAAAGUAAUAAAAAAAUUAAGCCAAAAUUUGAACAGUUUUUAUAAGGAAUUAAAUUCUCCCAUAAAUAAUAUUUAAAAGGCACAAGGAAAAUGUUUUUAAAGUACACUAAAAUGGCAUUUUUAAAAGGUUGAAUUUUAUGUUAAAAUUUAAAUCUGGUGGUGGUCUUUAGAGUAAUAAUAAUACACAUCACAACUAUAUUUUCCCAAAACUACUUUAAAUUUUGCACUGUUGUUUAAAGCAGGUCAUAUUUUUAAAUCCGGAUACAUGAAGGUUUUUGUGGCAAAUAGAACACAUGAAAAUUUCCUUCACAUAAUUCCCUUUGAAAAUAGUUUUUCUUGCUGAAAUAGUUUCAAGUUAAAACACAGUUGGAGGGGCGCCUGGGUGGCUCAGUGGGUUAAGCCGCUGCCUUCGGCUCAGGUCAUGAUCUCGGGGUCCUGGAAUCGAGUCCUGCAUUGGGCUCUCUGCUCAGCAGGGAGCCUGCUUCCUCCUCUCUCUCUCUCUCUGCCUCUCUGCCUACUUGUGAUCUCUGUCUGUCAAAUAAAUAAAAUCUUUAAAAAAAAAAACAAAAACACAGCUGGAACCACUCCUUGGGCCCAUUUUUGCUGUCUGUAUUUGCACCCAGGUAUUUUUGUUCAGACCUCUUACCUUUGCCAUUCUUAAAAAGAACUACAUUUCCAAGUUAUCCAUUUUAAGUGACAGCUUCAGGUGUGAAGUCAACUAUCUGUGGUGUAAAAAUGUGUACUGUGAAGGGGAAAAUGUUUCAAAAUAGAAGUACAUUCUUAGCAUUUCCAAAGAUUCCUGUACUAACAUGCACUCUAAGAAAUAGCUCCUUGGCACUGAUAUAACCAGAUUCGAUUUUAUAUUUGCAUCCUGAAAUGAUGCUACUUCAGUAGCUACAGUCAACCAAAAUAUCUGCCCAUUCUAGAUGACACCUGUUCUUAACUACUACUGAGGCAGAUUUCUACCGUGAGGCUCUGUCACUAAAGCAUUCUGAAAAUAAAAAAUAAAAGAUAACAUGAUAAUUAUUACUUUUUAUUAAUUUAGAGCAUUUGAAGUAUAAAAAUAAAGGCUUUUUGACAUACUGUAUAUACAUAAACAGCCUUCGGUUGUACAUCCUUUCCAACGUGGUUUUUUAAUUUAUAUUUCAGCCCAUUAUUCCAGAAGAGGGUCAUUAAAAGUAGGGGGGAAAAAAGAAACAAGAGAAAGAAGAAUGUGUCUGUUGUACAACUGUGUUCUAUCCUUGCAGGUAACGCUCUUGCAUCUUGUGAGGGAGAGAAAUGCCUGCAUAGAGGCCAUGAAAUUGAACCUUGAACCUCUCCCUGUGAAUGGGAUGGAAAAGGAUCUCUGAAGAGUGCAUUUGCCAGUUUAAAAACAACACUUUGACCCCCUAAAAAACAAAGGAAAUAUGUCAACAUUAGCCAGUAAUAAUAGCAUUUAUAAAUCAAACAAUCCCAAUCCCCCAACCCAUCCCUUUUUCCUUCUUUGAUUUUUAGAAGUAGCUUUAAAUCAUAUUUUGCUUUGAAUAGCAAAUUGCAUUUUAACUUUCUGUUGUCUUUCUUAAGUUACUCCAUGUGAAUUCACUGUUGCUAAGAAAAGACCUGGGGGAAAAAGGGAAAAAAAAAUCUUGAUAUCAUUAACAAUAGAUUUUUUAAAAUAAAAGAACCGGAAAAAAUUAUAAAUAGCAUUAACAAGAGAGUUCUUAAUUUAGAUAAAGAAAAUAAUAUUUCAUUGUGUUUCCAUACAAAUGAUUGUUUUUUUUUUUAAGACUCCUAGUAGCCAUCUAAAAAAAAUAUCUGAUAAGGGAUAAUUCUAUACCUUAUGUCAGUUUUUCUGGACGGCAGGAGAGUCCCUGUAUGGUAUGGUUUUAAAGUCUCCACCAAGAUAUUGGACUGGUAUCUUCAUUCCAUUCGGUUUAUAGUCUAUUUUCUCACCAGACUGGGAACUCCAGAUGUCAACAGGAGUUUUAGAAGAUCAAAGGAAGACUAUGGCCCUGAGAGUUCAUCUGCUCGUUCUGCUUAUUCUUCUCCUGAAGUUAUAAUCCUCUGUUUGUAGCACUGAAUUUUGCUUUAGAAAUAAAUGCAGUUUAAAGCUCUCUCUAUAAGAUAGCUGUUGCUUGAAGCAAGCAAUUCCUCAAAUAUAACUUCUGUGUCAGAAAUCUGCUUACUGUUUAUAUGCUAAGGAUCUGAAACCUCGCAUCUGAGUUUUACGUGAAGCCAUGAAACUGAUGUGGCGGAACUGGACUGCCGUGUGGACUGUGCACAGCACAGACAGGAAGAAAUCAGGAUCACCUCACGAAUUCCUCUUUAACAUCCACAUCUAGUGAUGUGCCCUUUUAGUUAUUGCACAGAAUUAAUACCAACAGAAGAAAACCCCACAAUAUAUUAAUUUUCCAAUAGAUGAAUUGUACCAAUGUUUUAAAAAUGUAGUUUCAAGCCUACAUAUUGCCACGCUGGAAGAACUUUCUAAACAGAAGAGAAAAACUGUAGAAUUUUGCCCAAGAAAAGCAGUUGUUUUAAACUACAACACAUAGCACACGCUCACACACACGUAUACCCCACAGCUCUGAGAUUAACAUUGAAGUGAAAACCCAACUGUUCUAGAAAGAUGGAAACUAUGUCCUGUAACUCCAGAAAUGAAUAAAAGGAAUUUAAAACAAUUAAA